Molecule: messenger RNA, 2244 nt
Organism: Chaetura pelagica (chimney swift)
Lineage: Eukaryota; Metazoa; Chordata; Aves; Apodiformes; Apodidae
Gene: KIRREL3
Product: kin of IRRE like 3 (Drosophila)
Exons: 19
Coding region: 1-2244 (747 amino acids)
Biological process (GO): synapse assembly; cell-cell adhesion
Cellular component (GO): cell-cell junction
Molecular function (GO): cell adhesion molecule binding
Source: RefSeq, a predicted model, not a curated record
AUGACCAUGUUCACUCAGGUCAGGCAGAGGAUAGUUGGGCUUGCUGGAUAUUUCCAAGGAAGCAGCUUUGAAUUGUCUGGUGCCAGGGCAGAGCUCAUUCUUGGAAAGAGCUGCUUUCUGCCUGGCUUCUCUCAUCAACUGGGGCUCCCAGGAAGAGGAUGCUGCCUAGUACUGGGGUUCAUGUACAAGGAGAAGUUCCGCAGGAUGACUGAAGGCCAAGCCUCCUCCUUCACGCAGCAGCCCCAGGACCAGGUGGUGGUGGCGGGGCAGCCGGUGACGCUGCUCUGCGCCAUCCCCGAGUAUAACGGCAUCGUGCUCUGGAUCAAAGACGGGCUCGCCCUGGGAGUGGGACGGGACCUCUCAAGUUAUCCACGCUAUCUGGUCGUAGGAGACCAUCUGUCUGGAGAGCAUCACUUGAAAAUCCUGAGAGCUGAUCUCCAAGAUGAUGCUGUCUAUGAAUGUCAGGCCAUUCAAGCCGCCAUCCGAUCCAGACCUGCCCGGCUGACUGUCCUUGUUCCUCCAGAUGAUCCUGUCAUCAUGGGGGGUCCCAUCAUCAGCCUGAGAGCAGGAGACCCCCUCAACCUGACGUGCCACGCAGACAAUGCCAAGCCAGCAGCUUCCAUCAUGUGGUUGCGGAAAGGGGAAGUCAUCAAUGGAGCCACCUACUCCAAGACUCUUCUCCGUGAUGGCAAGAGGGAGAGCAUCAUCAGCACCCUUUUCAUUGCCCCCUCAGACAUCGAGAACGGGGAGAGCAUUGUCUGCCAUGCCACCAACAAGGCCAUUCCCAGCGGGAAGGAAACCUCCGUCACCAUCGACAUCCAGCACCCACCCCUGGUGAACUUGUCCGUGGAGCCGCAGCCAGUCCUGGAGGACAACACAGUGAAGUUUCACUGCUCAGCCAAGGCCAACCCAGCAGUCACCCAGUACCGGUGGGCUAAAAAGGGCCAGGUUAUAAAGGAAGCAUCUGGUGACUUCUAUGAAACCAUUGUGGACCACACCUUCUUCUUUGAGCCUGUCUCCUGCGAGGUCACCAAUGCACUGGGCAGCACAAACAUCAGCAGGACCGUGGAUGUCUACUUUGGGCCCAGGAUGGCAACAGAACCACAGUCCCUUCUCGUUGACCUGGGCUCAGACGCAGUCUUCAACUGUGCCUGGACUGGAAACCCAUCUCUCACCAUCGUCUGGAUGAAGCGAGGCUCAGGCGUGGUCCUGAGCAACGAGAACAAGCUGACCCUGAAGUCCGUCCGCCAGGAAGAUGCUGGGAAAUACGUGUGCCGAGCCGUGGUGCCGCGGGUCGGUGCCGGGGAGCGGGAGGUGACGCUCACUGUCAAUGGGCCACCCAUCAUCUCCAGCACCCAGACACAGCACGCCCUGCAUGGCCAGAAAGGGCAGAUCAAGUGCUUCAUCCGCAGCACCCCGCCCCCCGACCGGAUUGCUUGGUCCUGGAAGGAGAACGUCCUGGAGUCAGGGACCUCCGGGCGCUACACGGUGGAGACAGUGAGCACAGAUGAGGGUGUCAUCUCCACACUGACCAUCAGCAACAUCGUCCGGGCUGAUUUCCAAACCAUUUACAACUGCACAGCCUGGAACAGCUUUGGCUCUGACACCGAGAUCAUCCGGCUCAAAGAGCAAGGUACGGAAAUGAAAUCAGGAGCUGGUAUUCAAGCAGAGUCGGUGCCAAUGGCCGUGAUCAUCGGAGUGGCCGUGGGGGCCGGGGUGGCCUUCCUGGUGCUGAUGGCCACCAUCGUCGCCUUCUGCUGCGCCCGCUCCCAGAGGAAUCUGAAAGGUGUGGUUUCUGCCAAGAAUGAUAUCCGGGUGGAGAUCGUGCACAAGGAGCCGGCCUCGGGCAGGGAGACAGAGGAGCACCCAACCAUCAAGCAGCUGAUGAUGGACCGGGGGGAAUUCCAGCAGGACUCAGUGCUGAAGCAGCUAGAGGUGCUCAAAGAAGAGGAGAAGGAGUUUCAAAACCUGAAGGACCCCACCAACGGCUACUACAGCGUGAACACCUUCAAGGAGCACCACUCCACACCCACCAUCUCGCUGUCAGGCUGCCCCGGGGACCUGCGCCCGGCCGGCAAGCAGCGGGUGCCCACGGGCAUGUCCUUCACCAACAUCUACAGCACCCUGAGCGGGCAGAGCCGCCUCUACGACUACAGCCAGCGCUUCGGCCCCCCGCGCUGUAUCACGGGGCUGCGGUCAAUACAAGAGGUGUUUCUCGUGGCCGCCCCGCUGGCUCUUGGGUGA